AUGCACUCACAAACUUCAGCGUCCGUGAUUGAUGGUGAAUCAACAACAACAACAACAACCACACCACGAGAGAAUUCAAAGAAGAGAAAACCCCAGCCCUCUUCUUCAAACAACAACAACAAGAAGAGUAAGAGCAAAAGAGAAGAACACCAAGAUGAUCUCUUUGAAAAUGACUAUGAUGAUACCAUGGAUUCUAAUUUGUUGAACAUGAAUGAUGAUGAUGACCAUAUGGAUGAUGAAGAAUUAUCGACCAACAUCAACACUACUUCUUCUUCUACAACCAGCACUCCUACUACUGCAACACCAUCCACAAAAAAAACAUUUUUCCCUUUUGCAAUUUCUCUUUCUUACAAUGGAAUACCAUUCAAUGGAUUACAAAUUCAAUGUGGUGAUAAUUUGAAAAAACAUCCUCAUGUCUUGACGAUUGAAGCAGUGUUAUUGGAUGUAUUAUUUGGAGAUGAUGGUAAUUCGAGUACAAGUGAAACAACAAGUGAACAAACUACAACCACCACUCGUACGACCUCGAUGUCAAGUGACUCGACUACAAGUGACUUGAUUACAAGUGACUCGACUACAAGUGACUUGACUACAAGUGAAACUACUACUACUACUACUACUACUACUACUACUAAUAAUACAAUGAUUGCCAUUCGUGGUUCUAUGAAUACCACCAUUCCAUCCUCAUCCAUGAAUACCACCAUUCCAUCCAAUGUAGUGAAUAACUCCUCUCCAUUUAAAUUCAUCAAAUCUAAAAAUUUAAAACAUGUCAAAUUACAACGUGCAUGUCGAACCGAUCGAGGAGUCAGUGCAGUAAGAAAUGUACUUGCAUGUGUCAUGACAUUACCAAAUAUUCAUAACAACAAGGAUACCUUUACAUUUAAUUUAAAUGAUUUAUUGAAAGAAUUAAAUACAAGAAUUAAUAAUCAUCAUAGAAUUCAACAAUUAAAUUUACAAGAUCAAGUAAGAAUUGUAAAUGUACAAAGAGUACCUGCUCGAUUUAUAGUACAUCAUUGGUGUCAAUUUAGAAGAUAUUUAUAUCUAUUACCUCUCAAUGCAUUAGAUUUGAGUCAUAGAAAUAUUCUCAUGACAUGCACCAAUGUAUUUAAUUUACAAAGUAUGGAACAAAAGAUUGAAAAGAUGAAUGAAUUAUUUUCAUAUUUUGAAGGAAGACAUUUUUUUCAUAAUUUUACAGUCGAUGUGACUCCUGGAAGUGAUACAAGUGUGAGACAUGUCAAGUCCAUGAAGAUCAUUCAAGUUGUCGAAGAGAAGGAUUUAGAGAAACAUGAGAAGAAUUUAGAGAAUGAGAAGAAUUUAGAGAAUCAGCAGUAUGUAUUGAAAGAGAAGAAUUUGAAAGAUAAUGAAAAGGAUUUGAAAGAGAAUCAUUUGAAAGAGAAGAAUUUAGAGAAUGAGAAUAAUUUGAAAGAGAAUGAGAAGAAUUUAGAGAAACAUGAGAAGAAUUUGAAAGAAUCAACAAGUCAUGUACUCCCUCAUCUCAUGAUUGAAAUUAGUGGUAGAAGUUUCAUGUUGCAUCAAAUUAGAAUGAUGAUUGGAACAGUGAUUGCAUUGAUGAGAGGAUUAUGUCCAUCCUUUAAUCAACAUUUAUUGAAUGCAACUAGUACUGCUACUAGUACUGCUACUAGUACUGCAACUACUGAUACUACUCCUACUUCUGCUACUAGUUCUACUACUCCUACUUCUGCUACUACCACUGCAACUACUACACCUACUACUCCUACUACUAAGGGAGAGGAGGACUUGACAAACACUUCUUCUACGACUCAUAAGACUCCAACAACAAAUGCAAGUUGUACUGAAAGGAUGACAUCAUCAUCAUGUCCACACUCAUCCAUUAUUGCAACUUUCUUUGAAGACAAGUUAUUCUCCAAAGAUUCGCAAAUACUUGUUCCCAUGGCACCCAGUGAAGGAUUGUUUUUAGAUUUAUUAGACUUUCCAAAUUACAAUACGAAUAUUGUAAAGAAACCAUUUUUACCAAUUGCAUGGCAUGGUGAAUUGAAUGAUCAGGCUGAGCAAUUUAAGAAUCAAGUCAUUGUUCCAAAUAUUCUUCAAGUACUCAAAGAAAAGAAUGUCAUGCUGAAUUGGUUGGUAGAAUUGCACUGUAACAAGUCGAAAUACUUUGUCAAACCACCACCAACACCCUCAAAAAAGAAAAAGUAA
This is a messenger RNA of Naegleria lovaniensis, 2175 nucleotides long. RefSeq lists its product as uncharacterized. Gene Ontology annotation, biological process: mRNA pseudouridine synthesis; tRNA pseudouridine synthesis. The record is from RefSeq and is a predicted model, not a curated record. Lineage: Eukaryota; Heterolobosea; Eutetramitea; Acrasida; Naegleriidae. Bases 1 to 2175 code for a protein of 724 amino acids. Gene Ontology annotation, molecular function: pseudouridine synthase activity; RNA binding. The transcript has a single exon. Gene Ontology annotation, cellular component: nucleus.